Dermatophagoides pteronyssinus (European house dust mite) is the source of this 1599-nucleotide messenger RNA. RefSeq names its product ABC transporter G family member 20-like. The record is from RefSeq and is a predicted model, not a curated record. Gene Ontology annotation, molecular function: ABC-type transporter activity; ATP binding; ATP hydrolysis activity. Lineage: Eukaryota; Metazoa; Arthropoda; Arachnida; Sarcoptiformes; Pyroglyphidae. Gene Ontology annotation, biological process: transmembrane transport. Gene Ontology annotation, cellular component: membrane.
UUUCAUCAACGACGACAACGUCAAUAACAACAUCGUUAACAUCCCGAGUGAAAAUCAGGAAAAUUUAAUUAUAAAAGCGGAUAAUCAUUUAACCAUCAAUGAUUCGAUUAACAAAAAACGAAUUCAUUCAAAAGAAUUUGACAAUCAAAAUCAACGAAAAUCACAACAAUGGUUCAACAACAACAACAAACAUGAUUAUGAUGGUCAUCAUGGUAGUUCGAGCAAAAAUAAUCAUUAUAUUUGUCUAUCACAUCUUUGGACAUUGGUACAGAAAAAUUUUCGUCAAGUUUAUCGUAAUUGGUCAUUGUUGUUAUUUUUUAUAUUAUUACCUGCAAUUGAAAUGGCAUUGAUUAUGUUGUGUAUUGGUCGAGAUAUUAAUCAUAUACCGAUUGCUGUUUUUAAUGGUGAAUGUCCAACACCGGAUUUAAGUCAAGUUUUUCUCGAUAGUUUUGAACCUAAUGCAUUUAUAUUGCAUUAUUAUGAUAGCCCAAAACAAGCAUAUGAUGCAGUUAAAAGUAAUCAAGCUGCUGCCGUUUUACAAUUCAAUAAACGCUUCAGUGAAGCUUUACGAUCAAGAUUUUUUUCAUUUGGUUACAUUGAUGAUGAUGAUAAUAAUCACGUUAACAACGAUGAAGAACAUUCAACAAAAUCACAACAACAACAAUUUUCUAUUUGGGAUGAUAGUUCAGUUUAUGUUCAAUUGGAUAUGUCAAAUCAAUUGAUCGGUCUUCAGAUUCAACGACAAUUAUUGACAGCAUUUUUAAAUUUUGCUCAACGCUUGGCCGUAUCGAUGGGCUUAAGUAAUCAUACAUUUAAACCACCAAUAGCAUUUGGACCACCAGUUUAUGGUAUCCAACAGACUUCGGUUGCCGUUGUUGAAACAUUUAUAGCACCUGGGGCAUUGAUUAUGAUUGCAUUUUUUGCAACAACAAUUGUAAGCUGUCAUCUACUUAUACAUGAAAUUCGUCAACAAUUAAUCGAACGGGCGUUGAUAGCUGGCGCAACAACUGCUGAAUUUUUAUUCAGUCAUAUACUUAUACAAUCAACCAUAUUGAUGGUUCAAUUAUUAUUAGUAUUCAUAACGGCAUUCUAUUUGUUUCGUAUGCCAUAUUUAGGUUCAUUACCAUUAUCAAUAAGUUUGAUUUGUUUACAAGGCCUAUGUGGAUUAAUGUAUGGUUUAAUGUUAUCGGCAACAUGUCCGGAUGAAAUCUAUGCAACAACAUUAUCGAUUGGUACAUUUUUUCCAAGCGUUAUAAUUGGCGGUAUAUUUUGGCCAGUACAAAGUAUGCCUAUCAUAUUACAAUAUGUAAGUCAAUGUUUACCAUCAACACAAUCGAUCGAUGCAUUAAGAUUUAUAUUGUUACGUGAUUGGGAUCUACGACAUACAAGUGUAGCAUCGGCAUUCAUUGUUUCAACUAUUUGGUUAUUAAUAUUUUUAUUCUGUGCAUUAACACAUUUCAAACGACGUGUUUAAGUGAACAAAAAGGGUUAAUUUUAUUUAUAAAAUAUAGUGUGUGAACGAAUUUCAAUCAAAAUUUCCAAUCAAUAAUCCCCCGAUUUGAAUUACAACUAAUAAUAUUAUCUGCCAUAUCUGAAUAU